AUGCUCCCUGUUACCUCUUUAUUCAUAUCUAGCUUGGUGUUCAGCUUUUUUGAGUAUGGUGUCGGGAAAUAUUUGACUACUCCUUCACUUGCGCUCAAGACCUUAGAUGUUGCUCGUUCAAUUAAUGUUAUAACACUGGAGAAGGAAGCACUCAUUUCUGGGACAAGAAUUGAGAACGCUGAGGGACAAGAGAGUGCUUUCUUAGGUUACACAAGUCGAGGUGUCAGUGUUGUAUUGCCCAAUCGCCCUGUGCGGGUCGUAUUGUUCGGGUUCUGGCUCGACGAAUUGCAAACGGUCUCCUUUACCAUCACAGAGAAUUGCUCCGCAACUCCUCUUAUUUUUGACCAAGUGGAUUUUGUCAUCCAAACUGACAAAAGAGUGGUUGUCAGUACCCAGUUCCCUGAAGCACCUAGGGGCGAGUACUACCGUUUAUGUAUCAAAUCAAGAUCCAGACACAACACCAUCCCGGAGUUCUUACAGAUAAUAGUGACUCCAGAUGUGUUCAACCAGGUGAGCGUGCUUUCGGUUAGCGCAGGGCAUACCGAGGAGAGAAUAUGCGCUAAACAGCAUAUAUUUUUUCUAGGAAAAGUAUAG
Necator americanus (New World hookworm) is the source of this 594-nucleotide messenger RNA. RefSeq lists its product as uncharacterized. NCBI's taxonomy places the organism in Eukaryota, Metazoa, Nematoda, Chromadorea, Rhabditida, Ancylostomatidae. The record is from RefSeq and is a predicted model, not a curated record. Bases 1 to 594 code for a protein of 197 amino acids. The transcript has 6 exons.